Molecule: messenger RNA, 2660 nt
Organism: Hyalella azteca
Lineage: Eukaryota; Metazoa; Arthropoda; Malacostraca; Amphipoda; Hyalellidae
Gene: wmd
Product: serine-threonine kinase receptor-associated protein
Exons: 8
Coding region: 149-1135 (328 amino acids)
Biological process (GO): spliceosomal snRNP assembly
Cellular component (GO): SMN complex
Molecular function (GO): RNA binding; protein binding
Source: RefSeq, a predicted model, not a curated record
UGCGGAUAACGGUACUUCCUUACCAGCUGCUUUCACUUCACGUCUGUCUUCCUGUGGUCGACCCUGUCUUAUUCGCUGCUGCGGCUGCGUUGGGUCCUUUUCUAACGUGCCGACUCUCUUCCUGGUAUUAGCUGUCAUCUGAAUUACCAUGACUUCUUCUCUGCGACAAACUCCUUUGACCUGCAGUGGCCACACUCGACCUGUUGUUCAUCUUGCCUUCUCCAAAUUAUGUCCUGAUGGCUAUUACCUCAUAUCUGCAUGCAAAGAUGGUAAGCCAAUGCUGCGCCAGGGCAACACUGGUGAUUGGAUCGGAACAUUCGAGGGCCAUAAAGGAGCUGUCUGGGGCGUGGCGCUCAACAGCCAAGCUACACGAGCUGGAACAGCUGCUGCUGACUUCUCUGCUAAGGUAUGGGAUGCCAUGAAAGGAGAGGAGCUGCACUCUUUUUCUCACUCGCAUAUUGUUAAAAGUGUUGACUUCUCCCCCGACUCGAAUCAAAUGCUGACAGGAUCCAAUGAGAAACUCCUAAAAAUUUUUGACCUUAACAAGCCUGAGCAAGACCCCAUUGUGUUCAGUGGGCACGAGGCCAGCAUCAAGCAUUGUCUUUACAACAGUGAAGGUACCAAACUCUUCUCUUGUGCUGAUGACAAGACUGUGCGGUGUUGGGACAUAACUUCAAAACAGGAGAUCCUGAAGCUUGAUCUGAGCAGCUCGGCUUCAGGCUUGGAGUUGUCAGCCGACGGUUGUGUCCUAACUGUUACGUACGCUAAUAAAGUUAGCUUCUACAGCACCUCCACGCUGCGGGAGUUGAAGAGUGCUGUGCUGCCAGCCACUCUUUACUCGGCGUCUCUCCACCCUGAUCAGUCUGUUUUUAUUUGUGGUGGUGAAGACUUCAAGAUGUACAAGUACAACUUCGACACGCUGGAGGAGCUCGACUCAUUUAAAGGGCAUUUCGGGCCUGUUCAUUGCGUGAGAUUCAGUCCGGAUGGCGAGUUGUAUGCAUCAGGAAGCGAAGACGGCACACUGCGUCUGUGGCAGACAACGGUUGGCAAGACCUACGGCUUAUGGAAGUGCGUCGAGGGAACGGGUGCUGGUGGAGCGGAUGCCGAGGCUAAUGGAUUAACUGGAGAUAGCUGAGCUUACUACAUCUCCACCAUGAAACGAAUUCGAAAACUGUUGAACUGUGGUUAAAAACUGGGCACUCUUGAACUUUUCGUUAUCGUGAAUCCUGGGCUCUAUUUAACAUUGUCUUCUAUUACAACAGUUUGCAGAGUUCAUCCGUUGCUCUCUCGGUUCAACGCUGUUCAGUGUUGUGCUAUUAACUGUUGACUACAUCCCGCGUUGAUAACGUUUCAUGGGUAGAAUUCUUCCAGCUAAGAAAGGAAUGCAAUUGUCGUCUUGUUUUCACUUAGUUCUAUUCUUCCCAUCACGUUAUCUUUUUGUUAUCUUCCCUUUUAAUAUUUCAUCGCAACUACUCGGUACUUGCAUUUCAGCUCUAUAUAACUUUUGUUCGAUUUUUUCCUAUCGGUUUAUAAAAUUUAAUUUUGCAUUCGGAAUGUGACGCUGCAGUGCUUCAUAGUUUAAUCCUCUUCUUUAUGGAUAAAUUAAGGUUGGUUUUAAUUUAAUUAUUGAAACACAGAACUCGCAUUUCUCUUCUAGUAAUUGAACCAUAAGCGUUCCUAAUGCUAGCUAUUCUAAUAGCUUUCUAUAAAAGCUUGCGUAUAGGAUUCUCAGUUAGAUGAUUUUCGUGACAUCUUAUUGAAUGUUGGCAUAACAUCUCGACCUUGUCAAACUUCUCUUUCUGCGUUGAAAAGGCAUUCAUUGUGCAUUUAUCCUGAACUUUGCCUUGCCACUUCAAUGAAGUUGUUUAGCCACAUUUAUCAAGGAUAUUCUAUUAUGGCUUGAACUUGUAUGCCAUAUCACUCGAAUGCCCUAAAUUCGAUUUAAUGCAUGCAGGUAUGUUGCAAUAUUGAGACCAAAUUAAAAGUUUGAAAUUCUUUUACAAUCAAGAAAUAGGAAUUUCUGGGUAAAUAAUUUCCGAAUGUUUUGUACUCAUUUUGGAAGUCUUGUUAGCUUUUCCUAUGCUCUUUUUUUAGUCAACUUUUGUUGAAGCUACCGAAUCAAGUUCUCGUUAUUGCAAGAGAAUCACAUUAUGUUGCAUUGGUCUAAUGGUUGUCCUAGUUUGUAUCAUUUCCUUGCUUGCCGAACUUGUUGACUAGAAGUAGUUACAAAACGUCUCUGAUGUUUGGUCAUGUAGUGCGUUGGUUGAUUUGUCCCACAUUUAGAUUUUCUCGUUGUUCGCUCAUCUUUUUCUUAGAACUUCGAAUAGUUAGAGAAGGGCGAGUAUCACUUACAUGAGUAGUUUGAAAACUUUAGCUGCCCUUUGUCAGAUGACACUUUCAUACCGCUGCGCUUGCAUGAUGGUGUCGGGUUUGGGGUUUCUUAACCUUCGCGUAUUGCAUUUCUUCGACAUUUAUUCAUGAACAGUUUCAGAAAUUGUUGUAGGGAGCUGCCACAUUUGACGAUAUCGACUGUUGAUGUUUAUCAGUUAUUUAUCACAUGAAUCUCGUCCAGUGAUUUUAGGUUGGUUUGUAGUGAAUGUACUUUUGUAAGCCCUUUGUUAAACCUGAAAUUAUUUUCUAUAAAAUUUUCUAUGGCUGAA